This is a messenger RNA of Mytilus trossulus (common blue mussel), 1213 nucleotides long. Its product is annotated as shiftless antiviral inhibitor of ribosomal frameshifting protein-like. The record is from RefSeq and is a predicted model, not a curated record. Gene Ontology annotation, molecular function: sequence-specific mRNA binding; ribosome binding. The transcript has 7 exons. Gene Ontology annotation, biological process: viral translational frameshifting; innate immune response. The coding region runs from base 30 to 1013 and encodes 327 amino acids. NCBI's taxonomy places the organism in Eukaryota, Metazoa, Mollusca, Bivalvia, Mytilida, Mytilidae.
AAAAAGCGAUAACGUGAUCACAAAAUAAUAUGGCUGAUAAUGAGGAAGUCGACCAAAAUGAAAAAGAGCGAAUGGUCAGACAGCUGAAAUUUUUGUACAAGGGGCGAUUCAAUGAUGAAGAAGCGAGAAAAAAUUUCGAUCAUGUGAACUGGGAUAUUGAAAGAGGUCUAAAGUUCGUUAGUGAAAGUGAAUCGUCUGAAAUUAGGGAAAUUAUAGGACAAUCAGAGGAUUCAAUAAAUGCUAUCAAAACAGACCCGAAUAUCAUCGAUCUUCUGAAGAAUGGCAUAAAAAAAGCGACUAGACAGUUUGCUUGUGAAUCUUGUGAUCAUGCCUGGUGGAGAAAGGUGCCCAUGUCAAAAGAGGUAUCAGAAUGCAGAAAAUGUAAAAAGAAAUAUGAUCCAGUUCCACGUGAAUUCGAAUGGGGAUUGGCAACUUAUCAUUGCGAAUGCGGCAAUGAGUUUAGUGGAUCUGGGCAAAAGAACACCACUGCACCUUGCUUCGAAUGUGAAAGAUCAGUUUAUCCAACGAGAAUAGGACCGUUUGGUAGACGUCGUGUGAAAAAGUCUGCCAACCAGCAUUGUUGUGACGCACCAGAUUGCACUGGGCAUGAUCCAGUACAUAUACAUGAUAUUGACCACGACAGAGUAUACGAUGAUGGUACUGAUAACAGCAGACCUGUGAGAUCUUCCCGGCCCGAAGAAGUUGACGAUGUGACGGGACAAGUAGAAAACCUUUAUGUUAGACAUGCGCCUAUUCAAAAUGCAAAUAGACAGCAAAACUACAACACACGAAGACGACGUAUUGGAAUAAGCACAUGUGUAAGUCCUGAAUCCAGAGUAAACAAGAAAAGAGUGGUUUAUCCAAGUGAACCCCACAUAAGUACAGGAUCAACCAUAGCUACAUUCCUUUCUCAGAGUGACAUAGCAUCAUCAUAUAUGCCUAGUCUGGCUUCGAUUCCAGAGUAUCAUGGCCGAGGUGGUCGUGGUCGUGGCCGUGGAGGGCGAAGAUAUUAGUUAGUUGUUUCAUUUGUUUUAUGACAGUCAACUAAUAUUCUUAACUUUAAAUACGAUUCAGCAUUUGAUUAAUAAUUUAAUUCAGCAUUUCGUUAUAUAUUAUAUUUUUCCCAUUUACGUGGUUUAUUGUGUUUAUCCACCAGUUAAUGAAUGAACUCAAAUUGAUAUAAAUAUUCAAUAAAUAAAAAAUGUUCAUUUUG